CUGGUUCGGUGCAUUUUACUCUCUCGUCACGUAUCUCCUUUCUCUCUCGCUCUUCUCUGUCUGUUAACCCAAAAGCCCCUAUACACCAUGGGCCUCUUCUCGCGCCGCAAGACAUCCUCCUCGACCUCCCCAUACGCCUGCGAGGCCGCCAUCGAGAGCACCUCGUCUUUCGGCUCCAUCAGCCACACGCCUGCCAUGAGCCGCGCACAUCUCCCUCUCACCGAGGAGCCCGAGUCAGCCCUCUCUUCCAUCAGCACGGGCUCGUACGCCGCCUACGCCGCCUCGACAACCCAGCUGGGCAUGCCGCCGGCAACCCCGCGGCGCCGCCCACGCCUACACCCCAGCGCUUCGUCGCACAACCUGCAUUCAACCUCGCCAUACUCGUCCUCGUACGGCUCGCCGUACUCGUCCGCACCACCCCUUCCCUCUCUCCCCGCACACUACCACUCCCAGUCCAUCUCGUACAGCAGCGCGCCGCUCAGCUCCCCGCCCAUACCCUCCACCUCCUCCCACUACCUUUUGGCACGGAGCACGCCCAAUCUCCUGCAGAUGCAGCAGCGGCCGCCGCCAAGCGCCGCCCCCCGCCGCCUAGGCAGCAACAAGGAGGCAAGCGCGAGCCGCGUCUCGCUCGCAUCGGCGGGGCGCUCCCUCGCCCGCGUCCCCUCGCUCUGGAAACGCAAGUUCCGCCGCUCCCAGAACUCGACCAACAGCGACACGUCCGACUCGUCGCGCGAUUCCAAACGCCGAUAACUGCCCUCAUUCCUCGUUAUUCCUCUUUGGUUCUGGUUCUGGUUCUGGUUCUGGUUUGGCGUGGCGUGGCGUAGAUGUGGCGUGCCCUCAGGCUAUCUCGUAGACUAUCUGGCUUAGCAUAUUGUAAACUAAUGUAAUGUGUAAUUGUA
Messenger RNA from Cutaneotrichosporon oleaginosum, 899 nucleotides. RefSeq lists its product as uncharacterized. The record is from RefSeq and is a predicted model, not a curated record. NCBI's taxonomy places the organism in Eukaryota, Fungi, Basidiomycota, Tremellomycetes, Trichosporonales, Trichosporonaceae.